ACUUAGAUCAGGAUCCUCCAAACAUGAGAUAUGGAAAGGAUCAAAUCUCUGCUUCUGCUUCUUUCAGGGGUUUCUCUGUCCUCAUGUGUUCCCCAGCAUCAGUACUUCUUAGUCAGUACGCCAAAAACCUGGUAUGAGGCGCAGAGCUACUGCAGAGAGAAAAGUUUCGACCUGGCCACCAUAGACGACAUGGGAGAGAUGGAAACAGCUCUUAAAGCUGUCCAGGACAAAUACGACGAUGCCGUGUGGAUCGGACUUCAGACAGGAAAGACCGUUAGGUGGCACUGGUCUCUGGCGGACAAAGAUUUCUACAAGGAAGGAGAGCGAGAGUAUUUCACUCAGGGCUAUAUCGGUUCCUACAACUGUGGGGCGUAUGAAGAGGGGAAAUUAUAUGCAGUUGUCUGUUACAUCAAGCGAUAUGCAAUUUGCUUUGAUGGAAAGAAACAUGGUCGUGAACAGUAUGUUCUCACUGCACGAAAGAUGACUUGGAUUUAUGCUCGAGACUACUGCAGGACUUAUCACACGGACCUGGCCAGUGUGAGGAAUGAGGUGGAAAACCAGAUAAUCCAGGAAGUAAGCGGUACCUUGAAGGUGUGGGUUGGCCUCUACAGAGACCCCUUGGAGUGGUCGGACCAGACUUACUCUUCGUUUAGAUAUUGGAGAGCAGGCAAAUCACCGUAUACUGCCCUUAGUGGUGGAAAAUGUGCUGCUCUAUUAAAAAGUCAGUCUGGUAGAUGGGGAGAACUGCCAUGUGGUGAAGCACAUCCGUUCCUCUGUAACUGUCCCGUUUUGAGCUUCAUUAAAGUGAGAAUCAGCUCACCAGGCUUGGAUCUAAAUGAACCUGCAGUGCAAGAUGACAUACUGAAGCAGAUAAAGCAGGAGCUGAGUAACACGAGUGUGACCAAUGUUUUAGGAUGGAGGAAGCAACCUGAUGGAAGAGUGUUUAUCAAGGAAUCAAACAGAACUGGCUGAAGAGGGAGAGACGAAUCAGAGAAGCAGAUUUAAUUCUACACUCUAACCUGAAGAAUUUCUAUAUGUAAAAUGUGUGUUUACUCACAGCUUCAUUCACAGUGACAAAAAUUACUAAGAACCAAAUGUACCAGCUCUACUAUGCUUUAAGUUAGCUCUUUAUUUUGGUCUUACUACACAUUUUUAAAUUAUCUUCCUUGCACUACUUUGUUAUAUUCUUAUUUAGUUUUUACUUAUGUGAUUGUCAUUUUCUUUUUUGUACAUAUUCAAUCAGCA
Molecule: messenger RNA, 1245 nt
Organism: Epinephelus moara (kelp grouper)
Lineage: Eukaryota; Metazoa; Chordata; Actinopteri; Perciformes; Serranidae
Product: secretory phospholipase A2 receptor-like
Exons: 6
Coding region: 31-972 (313 amino acids)
Source: RefSeq, a predicted model, not a curated record